AUGGUAUGUGGUGGCAAUUUCCGUCAAAUAUUGCCAGUUGUCCCAAAGGGUACAAGAGCUGACAUUGUUGAUGUUUCUCUUAACUCAUUCUACUUGUGGUCAUUUUUUAAAAUAUAUCAGCUCAACCAAAAUAUGAGGCUUUAUAAUGGAAGUGUAAGUAGCUCUGAAGCUGCUAAAAUAGCUUCUUUUGACAAAUGGUUGUUGCAGAUUGGAGAUGGUUCAUUAUAUGAUGACACUGAUAGAGAAUUAAUCAAAAUUCCUUCUGAUAUAUGGAAAAACUCAUCUAAAGAUCCAAUGAAAUCUAUAGUUGAUGCUAUCUACCCUUCACUUUUGCAUAAGUACAACGAUCUAGCAUAUUUGAAAGAAAGAGCAAUAUUAAUGCCAAAAAAUGAAAUGGUUCAUGAGUUGAAUGAGAUGAUUAUGAAUAUAAUACCAAGAAAAGGGAUAACCUAUUUCAGCUCUGACAAUAUAUGCAAAGCAAGCAUCAACACAAAUGAUGAAGAUCUUAUGUACCCAAUGGAAUUUUUGCAUAAUUUGAAAAUUAAUGGCAUCCCAAAUUAUGACAUACGACUUAAGGAAGGUGCCCUUAUAAUGCUUCUUAGAAAUCUAAAUCAAACAAAAGGUCUAUGCAAUGGCACAAGGUUGAUUGUCACCCAUCUUGGUAAAUUGUCAAUUAGAGGUGACAUCAUUUAUGGAACAAAUAUUGGUCAGAACAUAACAAUUCCAAAAAUUAUCAUGUCUCCCAAUGAAUCAAGGUGGCCAUUCAAGCUCAAUAGAUGA
Humulus lupulus (European hop) is the source of this 780-nucleotide messenger RNA. RefSeq lists its product as uncharacterized. Gene Ontology annotation, biological process: DNA repair; telomere maintenance. The coding region runs from base 1 to 780 and encodes 259 amino acids. Lineage: Eukaryota; Viridiplantae; Streptophyta; Magnoliopsida; Rosales; Cannabaceae. The record is from RefSeq and is a predicted model, not a curated record. Gene Ontology annotation, molecular function: DNA helicase activity. The transcript has a single exon.